Sorex araneus (European shrew) is the source of this 10145-nucleotide messenger RNA. RefSeq names its product A-kinase anchoring protein 13 (gene AKAP13). The transcript is spliced from 38 exons. Gene Ontology annotation, cellular component: actin cytoskeleton; membrane. The record is from RefSeq and is a predicted model, not a curated record. Gene Ontology annotation, molecular function: MAP kinase scaffold activity; guanyl-nucleotide exchange factor activity. Bases 196 to 8235 code for a protein of 2679 amino acids. Gene Ontology annotation, biological process: regulation of Rho protein signal transduction; positive regulation of canonical NF-kappaB signal transduction; adrenergic receptor signaling pathway. Lineage: Eukaryota; Metazoa; Chordata; Mammalia; Eulipotyphla; Soricidae.
GUGCCCGGAGAGCGCGGAGCGGAGCCCGCGGAGAUCGCUGCCUCCUCUGUCGCCUCCGCCGCGUCCGCGCCUCAGUCGCCUCCGCCGCCUCCUCGCCUCCGCCGCCUCAGCCGCCGCGGGCAGCGGCCGCCUGUUGUCCGCCGGCGCCCCGAGGAGCCGCGGGGGAGCCCGCCGGCGCCGCACGUAUCCUGGGUCAUGAAACUUAAUCCACAACAAGCUCCAUUAUAUGGCGACUGUGUGGUGACGGUCUUACUCGCUGAAGAAGACAAAUUGGAUGAUGAUGUGGUCUUUUACUUGGUGUUUUUGGGCUCCAGCCUCCACCACUGUUCAAGUACUCGGAAGGUCAGUGCUGACACGCUGGAGACCGUCGCUCCCGGCCACGACUGCUGUGAGACGGUGAAGGUGCUGCUCUGUGCCUCCAGGGAGGGCCACCCUGUGCUGGUGGUUACUGAAGGGGACUUCCAGUUCAUCCAGGAUGAGGCAUAUGACGCGGCCCAGUUCCUGGCCACCAGCGCGGGGAAUCAGCAGGCUCUGAACUUUACGCGCUUCCUUGACCGCUCAGGACCUCUGACCGGGGACGUGGACUCCUUGGACCGGAAGGUGGCCUUGGCCUUCCGACACCUGAAGCUGCCCGCUGAUUGGAACGUGUUGGGGCCCGACCAGACUCUACAUGAUGGUGCCCCCCGGGAAACACUCAUGCAUUUUGCUGUGCGGCUGGGACUGCUGAGGUUGACGUGGCUCCUCCUGCAGAAGCCUGGUGGCCGCAGAGCCCUCAGCGUCCACAACCAGGAAGGAGCGACACCUGGAAGCCUGGCCUUGGAGCGAGGGUACCACCAGCUGCACCAGCUCCUCACCCAGGAGGAUGCAGGGGAGCCUGACUGCUGGAGCUGCCUCUCCCAGGAGGUCCCAUGUGGGAGCUGCUCCCUGAAGCACCGCCGAGACCUGGACGUCUAUACCCUCACCUCCGAGUCUGGAGCACAGCACGGGCCUGCCUCUUUCCCAGAAGGCUGCACAGCACCUGUUUCCAAGCUUAGGAACCUUCAGCAGCAGCUCAUGAAAACCCACCUCAAGCCGAUGGACAAUCCUAUGCCCCUGAUGGUGACAGCGCAGGAUCCUCCUCAUCUGCCCAGUGCCGCGGCUCCCAGUGACAGCUGUCCUCCCUGCCCCGCAGAGCCCGAAGCUGGCCAGCAGCUCUCUCCUCCUGCAGAUUCUGACCAUGCUCCCAGCCACUUCAGGAGCCCUGUGGGGCCGGCAGGGGCUUCCGGGAACCUGUCCAGUGUGAUUAAGGGAGAGAGCACAGGCCAUUCCUGUCAGGAGGGAAUGAGGAGUGCCGAGAGGGAAGGAGGGGAGGCAGCGCUGCUGUCUCCGGCAGACUCUGGUGAGGGAAGGGGCCUUGGAGGCCUUCUGGCGGGGGGCACCCAACACAAAGGGGCUGGAGUGAGAUGUCCUGGGGGCACAGAGCAGGAGCCCCCAGCGAGUGGAGAUGCUCCUUUGCUUGGGCUUCAGCUCUUAGAGUCGGGGAUAGCCCAGCCUGACUCUGCAGAAGUACCGGCGGUUGGUGCAGCUGCGGGAGACGGGGUCCCUGAGCCUGCAGCAGUGACUGAGUGUCGACCCAGGAGCCUGGCUGCUGCUGUCCCCGGGGUGGUGCCCGAAGCAGGCAGAAAUGUUGGGGACAGGCUGGAGAACCUCGGCAGUGGCGUAGCUGGUGUCUCUGAUGCCAGUGUCACCAGCAGCCAUGUCCCCACCACCGGAUCCUUGGGGAGUGAUGCACCUUCUAGCUCUUCCCUGGCUUUCAGCGGCAGAGAGCCCAUCCCCGGAAGCUCUGUGGGCGCAGGCAGUUCAGGGAGCACUGGUACUGCAACACACCAGGACCCUUGCCAGGAUGGAGCUGUCGCCCAUGGGGAGGCUGCCGGCACGGCAGGCCGCUGCCCUGACUGCAGCUCUCCCAGGCCAGAAGCAGGUGUCCUGCCUCAGAAGUCACAGCCCGAUUCCCUGCCGCUUCCCAGCCCACCGCCUGACUGCUGCCCCAGAGGAGGGGACCCACCUGGCACUGUUGCUGCUGCCACCUCCACUGUGCCACAGAGCAAGCUGACUUCAGGUGGUGUGGGGGCUGUGGAACCCUCUGCUCCCAGUGUUACCCUGCAGGCAGAGAGCGCCCCCAUAGAGGGUCCCCGAGUACAGCUUUCCACUGCCGGCUGCUGCCCAGGGCCCCCCACGGGCCCAGCCACCCCUGACUCUGACAGCACCCCCUGGGAGCCUGUGGACUGGGGGCCUCUCAGUGUUUCAGAUACAGAAGGCCAUGGAAGAGACUGGAAGCCAGCCGGGUCUCUGACCACUCCACUGGAGGGGACUCUGCACCCACAUCUUGUCCCCAGUAUGGAGUCAGAACUGGGCUCGGGCCAGGUGGUGACAUCAGACAGGACUUUCUCUCCAGCAGGCAGUGUGGGCAGUGAAUCAGUAACCAGAGAUGACGUGCUGGUGUCUGUCCCCUCCCAGAAGGAAAAGGGAACAGCAACUCCUGGGCCUCCUGGGCCUUCAGCCGACGGACAUGAUCCGCACAGAGAGGUUCCAGCCUGGGAGGAGCAGCUGCUGCCAGACCACCCUGCCCACCAGCCCGGGCACAGCCCUGCGCACGACCUGCCGCCCAGCAUGGGGAAUGCCAGCCCCGCUGGCCUGGGGAGUGAUACUGAGGACCCCUGUGCCCCUGCAGCCCCCAGGGGCCCAAGUAGUGACGGGGACACCGGUCCUUCCCUGUUGAGUGGGGGCAAGGUGCUGUUGGCCUCGGAUUUUAUUUUGAAGGAAGAUGGAAGAACCCCGAUGGUUCUGGAAAGCUCUGCAGCCCAGGGGCCAGAGGACAAGGGUGAAGCGACACUGAGUUCCUCCAUGCAGGAAGUUGCUCCUUCUGCUGGCACUUUGCUGGGAGAGCAGCGAGUGCCCCCUGGACAGCAGGCACCAGGACACCAGCUAGAGCCGAGCUCCUCUGCCUGUGCCCAGGACAAGGCCCUUUCCAGGCCCCCCCUGGGCGUGCCCCUGGCCUCUCAGUCCACAGAGCACCAGCAGAACAAGGAAGUGGCCUUGCCAGACGUGCUGCCCCCUGCAGGGGCUGCUGCUCAGCAUGCGCUGCCCACUGUGGACUCCAGCCCCAGGACCCCAGGGGCAGAGCAGAGCAGCCCAGAAGCGGCAGAGGCUCUUCUUCACCCGCGCUGCACUCUGGAUGCCGCAGUGGAAAACACUCCAGCCCAGGGCAGCAGUGCAGUCUCCGCGGCCAGAGGGACCGAGCGGUCACACAGCUCCUGCGAUAUCCCGCGCCCAAAAGUCUCCUGGGGCCAGGUGACGGCUCUGAACCCAGACUUGCCAGAGGCUUCCCCAAGCCCAGGGAUGCCAGGGUGGCAGGCUGCUGUAGCCGCAGAGGGCGCGCUGGAUAUAGCCCCACUGCAGCCUGUGGUCGGAGUGGGCCCGGUCCCUGCCGCCCCUGCCCUGCAGAUGCCCCCCAGAGCGUGCACGGACCGCACUAUUGAGGAGGCUGCGAGUCGCAUCGUGAAUGCUGUCAUCCAGCAGGUCAGGGCCUCAGGAGCUCUGGGCAUGGCCGGGAGUGGCCAUCCCCUGUCGCCGUCUGCUCUAGCGGAGCUGGACGCAGCAUCAGAACAGCCGCAAGAGCUUGCCCCUGUUGGGACCACAGGGGCCAUCCUGCCUGGGGAGACCCCCUCGAGAGCCAGUGUUCAUGAAGACCCCGUAACCCUCUCUGGGAGGGAGGAGCCAGAGAGGAAGCUCCCAUGUGUGCCAGGACCUGCGCUGGCAGCAGAAAUGCCAGACACGAAAGCUGAAGAUGGAGUGGAUUUUCUCGGUGAGCCCAGGGGCAGUGCCAUUUCUGAGGAGGCAUCUGGUGAAGCUUCCCCUCCCAAGAUGAAGCACAGCCCGAAGACCCAGGUGAUAAACCGAGAGAGCUGGUGUACCAUCGAGCCAUGCCCAGAUGCAGCAUCUCUCCUGACUCCCACCACGAGCCCAGAGAGUUUCCUGGAUGUUGGACUGGGCAGUGAGCGCACCACCAAGCCAGGGGCACUUCCGGGGGGCGCUGGGAGCGACUGUGACCUCUUCCACUCGCCCAGCGAGGACGUGGACAGCGCCAUCUUCUCCAGGCCCGAGGAGGAACAGCUGGGCUGCGACCUCACUGGCUCCAGCUCCUGCACCGACGACUCCGCCUCACUGGACCGCCACUCCUCCCUGGGCAGCGACGUGUCCCUGCCCCAUGUGGCACAUGGGAGCAGGCCCAGAGACCAGCCUGGCCUGGAAGGUGCCGGCAGCCCUGAAGCAGGUGCCACAGGCCGCCAGAGUGCUCGUGACCCGGCUGGCUCGGGGGACCUCGAGGACGAGGAGACGGACAGUGUCACCGAAGUACCAAGCACGCGCUCAGUGCUCAGGAGCUCAAUGCGCUCGCUGUCCCCUUUCCGGAGGCACAGCUGGGGACCAGGGAAGAACGCAGCCAGUGAUGCGGAGAUGAACCACCGGAGUUCCCUGCGCAUUCUGGGAGACAUUGUCAGGAGGCCUCCCCUUCAUAGGAGAAGUCUGAGCUGGUGUCCUUCUGGCGUGCCCCCUUCUGCUGCCCUGAGUGCUGACUUUCAUUACAGAAGUUUCAGCCUGGAAGGCCUGGCCGGUGGGGCUGGGGCCGGGGGUCAGCCAUGCUCGUCUCUCGAUGUGAGUCCUGCCAGCACCACAGGGUCCAGACACCCUUUCAGCAGCCAAGAGCGGCGGGGCUCUCUGGUGUCCCUUUCAGAAGAAGACCUGGAAUCGGGCCAGACAGAACACAGGAGAGUAUUUGAUCCACAGACUUGUCACAGAUCUAAACCACAGGGAUUUAAUUACUGUACGUCAGCCAUUUCUUCUCCUUUGACCAAAUCCAUCUCCUUAAUGACCAUCAGCCAUCCUGGGUUGGACAAUUCACGGCCUUUUCAUACUACCAGUGCCAAUCUGACUGAGAGUAUAACAGAAGAGAGCUAUAAUUUCCUGCCACCAAGCCCCUCCAAGAAAGAUCUUGAAGGAAAGAGUGGAACCAAGGUCAGCCGCACCUUCAGCUACAUCAGAAACAAGAUGUCGAGCAGCAAGAAGAGUCGGGAAAAGGAAAAGGAGAAAGAGAAGAUCAAGGAGAAGGAGAAGGACUUGAAAGAGAAAGAGAAGGACAAGAAGAUUGUCAAUGGACACACUUUCAGUUCUGUCCCCACCGUGGGACCCAUCAGCUGCAGCCAGUGCUCCAAGCCCUUCUCCAGCAAGGAGGCCUACACCUGUGCAGGUUGUGGAGCUUUGGUCCACAAAGGCUGCCGAGAAAGUCUGGCCUCCUGUGCGAAGGUCAAGAUGAAGCAGCCCAGAGGGAGCCUGCAGGCCCAGGACACCUCGUCACUGCCCACAGUCAUCAUGAGAAACAAGCCCUCUCAGCCCAAGGAGCGCCCCCGCUCAGCUGUCCUCCUGGCUGACGAGACCACCACCGCCCCCCUGUUUGUGAACCGGCGCUCCCAGCAGACUGUCUCGCUCUCCAAGAGUAUCUCCAUACAGAACAUCGCGGGGGUCGGCAGUGACGAGAGCAUGUCGACCACCUGGAAGUUCCUGUCUCACUCCACAGACUCGCUCAACAAGAUCAGCAAAGUCAACGAGUCCACGGAGUCCCUGACGGAUGAGGGGACCGACAUGAAUGAAGGGCAGCUGAUGGGGGACUUUGAGGCCGAGUCAAAGCUGCUGGAGGCUGAGUCCUGGAGUCGCACCGUGGACAGCAAGUUUCUGAAGCAGCAGAAGAAGGAGGUGGUAAAGCGGCAGGAAGUGAUUUACGAGCUGAUGCAGACAGAGUUACACCACCUCCGCACGCUGAAGAUCAUGAGCGACGUGUACAGCCGUGGCAUGAUGACGGAGCUGCUGUUCGAGCAGCAGACGGUGGACCAGCUGUUCCCCUGCCUGGACGAGCUCCUCAGCAUCCACAGCCAGUUUCUGCAGCGCAUCCUGGAGCGCAGGAAGGAGUCGCUGGUGGACAGAAGCGACAGGAACUUCCUCAUCAGGAGAAUCGGAGACGUGCUGGUCAAUCAGUUUUCCGGGGAGAAUGCAGAGCGCCUGAAGAAGACGUACGGCAAGUUCUGUGGGCAGCACAACCAGUCCGUCAGCUACUUCAAGGACCUCUACACCAGGGACAAGCGCUUCCAGGCCUUCGUGAAGAAGAAGAUGAGCAGCUCCGUGGUGCGGCGGCUUGGAAUCCCAGAGUGCAUAUUGCUUGUCACCCAGCGGAUCACCAAGUACCCAGUGUUGUUCCAGAGAAUUCUGCAGUGCACCAAAGACAAUGACGCAGAGCAGGAAGAGGUGGCGCAGUCCCUGAGCCUGGUCAAGGAUGUGAUUGGAGCCGUGGACAGCAAGGUGGCGAGUUACGAGAAGAAAGUCCGGCUCAACGAGAUCUACAUGAAGACAGACAGCAAGUCGAUCAUGAGGAUGAAGAGUGGCCAGAUGUUGGCCAAGGAGGAUCUGAAGCGGAAGAAGCUGGUGCGGGACGGGAGUGUGUUUCUGAAGAGUGCAGCCGGGAGGCUGAAAGAGGUCCAGGCAGUCCUGCUUUCGGACAUUCUGGUUUUCCUUCAAGAGAAAGACCAGAAGUAUGUCUUUGCCUCACUGGACCAGAAGUCGACAGUGAUUUCGUUAAAGAAGCUGAUUGUCAGAGAAGUGGCACAUGAGGAGAAAGGGCUGUUUCUGAUUAGUAUGGGGGGGAAGGACCCAGAGAUGGUAGAGGUGCACGCCAGCUCCAAGGAGGAGCGAAACAGCUGGAUCCAGACCAUUCAGGACACGAUCAACACCCUGAACAGGGAUGAAGAUGAGGGUGUUCCGAGUGAGAGUGAGGAAGAGAAGAGGCUGCUGGACACCAGAGCCCGCGAGCUGAAAGAACAGCUGCAGCAGAAGGACCAGCAGAUUUUGCUCCUGCUGGAGGAGAAGGAGAUGAUCUUCCGGGACAUGGCCUUUCCGGAGGACGCCUCGCCGGGCCCUGGCCCCCGCACCCUCUUCCGCUCCAACACAGAGGAGGCGCUCCGAGGAGCCCCGCUGAUGAAGAGUGCCAUCAGCGAAGUGGAGGCCCUUCAGAGCCUGGUGAGUGGGAGCCUGGGCGGCUCCCUGGGACCAGCGGUCAGCAGCCCCACGGAGCAGGACGGUGCGGUGGGCCCCGUGUCUCUGCCCAGGAGAGCAGAGACGUUUGGCGGCUUUGACAGCCAUCAGAUGAGUGCGUGUAAAGGAGGUGAGAAGGACGAGGGGGACGAUGGCCAGGAUCUCAGGAGGACAGAGUCGGACAGUGGCCUGAAGAAGGGUGGAAACGCUAACCUGGUGUUCAUGCUGAAGAGAAACAGUGAGCAGGUGGUCCAGAGUGUCGCCCAUCUCCACGAGCUGCUCAGCUCCCUGCAGGGGGUGGUGCUGCAGCAGGACAGCUACAUUGAGGACCAGAAGCUGCUGCUGAGCGAGCGGGUGCCGGUGCGGCACUCCGCGCGGCCCAGCUCGCUGGCGGAGCAGGAGAAGCAGCGCAGCCUGGAGAAGCAGCGGCAGGAGCUGGCGGAGCUGCAGCGGCAGCAGGCGCAGCACCUGGACGAGCAGCGGCGGCGCGAGCGGCAGUGGGACGCUCGGGAGCGGGCGCUGCAGGAGCGGGAGGCGCGGCUGGCGCAGCGUGAGGACGAGGUGCGGCGCGGCCAGCGGGACCUGGAGUGCGAGCGGGAGGCGCUGCAGCAGCGCCGCGGGGCCUACCAGGCCGAGCUGGAGCGGCUCCGGGCCGCGCAGAAGCAGCUGGAGCGUGAGCAGGAGCAGCUGAGACGGGACUCGGAGCGCCUGGGCCCACGGCCGGCCGAGUGCGAGGGGCAGGGCUCCCGCUCGCACGCCAAGCUGCUGAGGAUCCCGUCCUUCCUGCCCAACCCCGAGGAGCCCCCGCCGCCCUCCACACCUCCUGUAGCCAAGUCAGGCUCCCUGGACUCGGACCUCUCAGUGUCCCCCAAAAGGAACAGCCUCUCGCGGACACACAAGGACAAGGGGCCUUUCCACCUCCUGAGCUCUGCCGGCCAGACGCACAGGCAGCCGGAGGGGCAGAGCCCCGCGCCAGUGGCCAGCUCCACGCGCCUGUUCGGCCUGGCCAAGCCGAAGGAGAAGAAGAAGGAGAAGAAGAAAGGCAGAGGCAGCCGCGCUCAGUCCAGCGAUGGCCCCGUGGCCGACGAGGCAGCGGAGGGCGAGGAGAUCUUCUGCUGAGCUCCAGGAGCCCUUGCUUGCUCGUGCCCGCCACACACUGCUGCCCAGGACCCGGCCGAGCAUCACGCGCCCUGGAAGGCGGGCCAGGCUCUUGGCUCGAAGAGGUUCCCAGUGAGGGCUGACCUAGACUGCUCUAACACUGAGGUGCGGAAGCAAAGGCCCCGCGCUCGGCCAUCUCCAGGCACUGCCAGUGACCCGCCGGCAGACACCGGGCAGACAGCGCCCACAGCCCUCCAGGCCGGGUCCUGUGCCCCUUCCCUCCCUUGGCACCUGGUCCCGUUAGGAGGGUGCUUGGUGGAGAAUGCGCAGCCUGGUGAGCCCGCCUGCCCGGAGGUGUCUUUUUCCCUGCGGUGACACUUUUUGGUUGUCACUGGCCAUUGGGAAGUGACCGCCGCCUCCUGGCAGUGAUCCUGGCCUGGCCAUGGUGCCUGCCGUGCUGACCCGAAGUGCUCGUGGCCAGGCCCAUGGCAGAACCUGGCUUCUUAAAGACUCUUUCAGUCGGAAGGUCUCUUGUUAUUACUCGUGCUCUGUCCAGGGCCGCUGCCAGCACCCCUCUGCCCCCCACUCCCUUCCCCGCCAUGCUUCCUUGGUUGGCUUGAGGCCUGGACCCAGCUGGUCUGUGCAGGACAGGCCAGGGCACUGGACACCUGCCACUUGUGUUACUCCCCAGGGAAUAGCCUGGAACUUUCUGUGCUUUAAACGUGGCCUUUGGUUCUUGCUUUUCUGCCCUCAAGAGCAUGGAUCUUUGAAGGUUCUUUUUAGACACAGAAAAGAUCUACCCCUGGUGCUUUGAGGGGCUGCAAGCUGGCCUUGCAGACAGAUGUGCCCUGGUCUAUUCGAGGUCUGGUUUCAUUGUUACCUUAGACUAUUUAUUUUGUGUGUGAAUGUGUGUAAAUGUGUGUGAAUGUGUGUGUGUGUUUAUGUAUGCGCGCACGCGCAUGUGGGCACUGCUCCAGAGUGGACGCGCUGCCCAGGGUUCUCCACCCCCAGUGCCAUGCAGUGUGGGCAGCAGGGGAUUGGAGAAGUUGCCCCCCUGCUGGGGAGCUAAGAGUGCACCCUUGCACUGCACUCGCCAUUGUGGGAUUUGUGCCCUUCAGAACAAAGCCAGGGGGUUGGUGGUGGGGCCCUGCUCCCCUGGCCUACCUGGACCCCCAGCCUCCACUCCUGCUGUGGGUUGGAACCAGCACUGACGCUGCUUUGGUUUGUUGAAGAAAGUGGGGUCCUCUCCACUCACACCCCAUAAGUUAAACUGAUGUGGUCAGGGAAUCGGAAGGUGUCUCCGAGGCCGUGGUCCCGCAGUGAGGCCAGGGCCACCUGCUGUGGAGACGUGGGGGUCGCUCUGCACACCCAGUGGGAUCUGGGCACCAGCCCACGGGCCCCCAUCUUAGGAAGCUGAGCGAGCCCUGGAGGUGACCCCUCAUGGGCUCUGUGCCCCGGGUGAGGGGUGCACUUUCUCUGCCCCUUGCAGACAGUCCCUGGCAGGUUGGCUGCUGCUGCUCCGAAUGGUGGCAGGGGUGCCACACUGCCCUGGGGACCCCUACCAGCCUGUCCCACAGGCCCCUGACCCUCACAUCCAUGCGCUGUGGAGGGGCUCCGAGGAGUGCAGGCACCUUGUUCUCUGGUGUGAACGCUCCUCCCUCACGGCUGACUCUGCUGGCCUGUGGGGGCACCCUGGCUCGGAGCAGGAGGCGGUGGCCUCCUACUUCUCUCUGCCUUUGUUCCCAGCACAGCCUGGGUGCGUGUAAUUAUGUAUAAAGUCAAGCAGUUUCUAAACUGUCCCGUUUGUCUAUGUUUUCUGGAAUCUCGCCCUGGCCUCUGGGCUUUGUCCGUUAUUUAUCUUCCUCUCCAGUCCCUGCUGUGGCUUCUGUAACGCCCGGUCCUGGACAAUAAAAGUGUCUGUCUGCAGUGUG